AUGUCCAAAGAUCAUAUCCAAACUAUUGAGUCAAAUUUUGCGGAUCAUCUCGCAUCCUCCGAUCAUCCAGGAGAAGUUCUCUCUUCCGAACUUUAUAAACUCAGAGGACUAAUAAAACCACAAUCCAAAAAAAAAUUCGCUGAUAUUCCCCGCAUGUCUACCGCUUAUUAUCCUCGUCCCACUCCUCAAGAUGUUCUGAUCGAAGAAAGGGAUUGGAAUCAAACAAACACUUCGUAUAGCGGCGACGCUAUUUACGAAUGGAAUAUUGAUGGUCUUUCUGAUCGCCAAAUCUCUAUUCUAAUUCAUCGUAUGUCCAUGUAUGCUACUAUUUGUCUGGCCACAAAAGCCACUGAUAGAAACGCCAAAACUGACCAAACAAUCUGUAAAAUGAUUGUUGCUGGGUUCACUGAUCAACUCCGUGGCUGGUGGGAUAAUUUCCUAGAUGACACUAAACGCGCGGCGAUUUUUGACGCCACCAAUGACAAAGAGGGCAAAGAUAAUCUUGGCCGCACUCUUGCUGCAGGACGAUCUGAUGCUGUUUAUACCCUCAUGCUGACUAUUAUUGAACACUUUGGCGGAAGGUUCACUAAUCAUCAUGAAAAUAUUCGCACUCUUCUUAAUGGGUUAAAAUGCCGGCAUCUUGGGGAAUUUCGUUGGUAUAAAGAUACCUUUCUUAGCCGGGUCAUGGAUUUACCCGAAAGUAGAUACGAACACUGGAAAGCCAAAUUCAUUGAUGGUCUUCCUCCCCUUUUUGCUGAACGUGUUCGCAAAACUCUUCGCGGAUCUUAUGGUGAGAUCCCCUAUGCUGACAAAACUUAUGGUCAAUUGAUCGUAGCCUGUACUCAAGAAGGGUUAGCCCUUUGUAACGAGUUAAAACUGGCUAGACAGAUCAAAAUUGAUAAACUCCGAGAAAAAACUCAACUAGGUGAUUUCUGCGAACAAUUUGGCAUGGAAAAACCCUUAAUCCGAAAACCCUACAAAUCUUCCACAUAUCAAUCUAAACGUCCUCGGCGACGUAGCAAGGAGCAGCGAGAAACUCGUAAAUCCUUCCGAAAAUCUACUCGAUUUGCUAAAAAUCGUUCAAAACGAAACUUAGCAAAGAUUAAAUGCUACAAAUGCAAUCAAUACGGUCAUAUUUCUCCAAAUUGUAAAUUACAAAAAUUAAAAACUCUGAAUCUUUCUGAUGAUAUUCAGAAUCAAGUCUAUAAUUUGUUGUACACUUCUGCUUCUGACUCCGAUUCAGACUUCACUUCUGAAACUGAUUUUCAACUUCCUGACUCUGAUGAUCAUCUCGAACAGCCUGCAAAAUGUGUUGAUUGUGAUAAUCAUGAUUGCAAUUGUGAUGAAGUGAUGUACAAACUUCAAGCUCAAUUUGAAGAUAUUGAUUUAGACGUUAAAACCAUUACUUCUGAAAAUGUUCUCGAACUGUUAAAGGAAGUCACGGACGAAAAACUUCGUGACAAAAUUCUGACUUUAGCCACUCAAAAAUCAUCUUCUCCUUCUUCUAGUUCUACUGUUUCAGCACGAGAUAAUUUUGAAACUCAGCCUAUGGCAUAUUCUUUGGAUGAAGUUCAUCGAAGGUUAGCUUUAAGCAAAGUUCCUGGUCACAAGCCAAACGACAAGGAUUUUACAAAUACUGAACUUAGUCAAACGGUUAAUAUUGAGAGUCUGCAAAAUGAUUCCUUUCUGGGAAUGUUGCAAAUCGUUACUGCUCAUAAAUGGUAUAUUAAUUGUACCAUUUUAGUUAAUAAGGAAUUCUUUAUCACUAAUGUCGCCAUGAUCGACAGCGGGGCAGACGAAAAGUUAAAGACUGUUUCUUCACAAUUAAUGAAUGAUAUUUGUGCUGACCAUCCAAAUGCUUUCUGGAGUAGAAAGAAGCAUAUUGUUUCGCUUCCUUAUGAGGACGGCUUCACUGAAGAAAAAAUUCCAACAAAAUCUCGACCCUGUCAAAUGAAUGCAGAAUUAGUUGAAUUCUGCAAAAGGGAGAUUGAUCAUCUCCUGCAAAAGGGUCUCAUUAAACCCUCAAAAUCCCCUUGGUCUUGCACCGCUUUUUAUGUUAACAAUGCUGCCGAAAAAGAAAGGGGUACACUUCGAGACUUAGCCCCUCUGUAUGACAGACUGAAAAAGGAUCACAAAACUCCGUGGACUCCAGCCCACACUGAUUUGGUAAAGGUAAUUAAAGCUCGUGUCCAAUCUCUUCCCUGUAUUUCUCUUGCUAAUCCUAAUUGGCAAAAAAUUGUUGAAACCGACGCUUCCAAUAUUGGGUAUACAAGUGAUGAGAAGGAAAGAAGUAGAAUUGAACUCAAAAGAGAUCAAAAUAAGAAAAGAGUGCAAGAGCCAGAAGACAUGGUUGAUGGAAAGAGAAAUGGGGACCAGCCACUGCCACUACUUAUUGCUGAAGACCCUCCGAAUGAGCAGAAACUAGGAUCGAUACUUCACUUGGAUGAAUCGCCCGGUGUUCUUUGGCCCAAUUCUGAGGAGGAUCCACAAGAUUUUUUGGAUAGUAUGCAGAAGUUAGAAAGGUAUGCUCUAAAUAUAGUGGUUGAUUCUAAAGCCCAAAUGAGCAAAUUUGUAUUUGGUGUUUCUGAGGAUGUGGUUAAGAAGUUUAGGGCGGCUAUGUUUAUUAAGAAGAUGGACCACUCUAUAUUUAUGGGUCAUGCUCAGCAGAUUGAGGAAGAGAAGAUCAAGGGGGAAAAAUGGAAAAUAAGAGGGCCAGGACUAACAACUUCAACUUCUCUCAGCGAAGGUCAGAUGGUGGAAAUCGUUCACAGUUCUGCCAGAAUUCUUCAUCCCCAGUCCCAUAAUCUGCUACUGCCCAGCGCUUAA
Molecule: messenger RNA, 2826 nt
Organism: Capsicum annuum
Lineage: Eukaryota; Viridiplantae; Streptophyta; Magnoliopsida; Solanales; Solanaceae
Exons: 8
Coding region: 1-2826 (941 amino acids)
Molecular function (GO): nucleic acid binding; zinc ion binding
Source: RefSeq, a predicted model, not a curated record